AUGAAUUCUAUCCCCAUCCUCCCCCUCAUUAUUCUCUACCUCCCUUCUCUCUUCAUCCUAUCACAACCCACAGACACCUUAACUCUAGGAAUCUCCCUCACAGAUGGCAAUUCCCUAGUAUCCUCUAGCAAUAUCUUCGAGCUCGGUUUCUUCAGCAUGAAUAACUCGAACAACCGAUAUAUCGGUAUUUGGUACCACGACUUCUCUCCGAAAACUGUAAUCUGGGUAGCAAACCGCGAAACUCCGCUCACAGACAGCUCGGGUUCGCUGAAAAUUUCUCCUCAACGAAACCUCAUCCUUCUUAACUCCACAAACAGCAUCCUCUGGUCAUCUAAUACAUCAUCAACAUCCCCAAAUGAAACCACACUUACACUAUUGGAUUCUGGCAACUUACAGCUUAACGACUCGCGCACCUACAUCUGGCAGAGCUUUGACGAUCCUACUGACACGUAUUUACCUGGAAUGAAGAUUGGGCUUGAUCUUGCAAGUAACAAGAACCAAUUGCUCACUUCGUGGAAGAAUACCGAAGACCCAAGGGCAGGGAAUUUUUCGAUAGGCAUGGAUCCUGAUCGGUCGACACAGAUAUUUAUAUGGGAAGGAUCGAAGCUGAGAUGGAGGACCGGUCGUUGGAAUGGACAGGUAUUUAUCGGUAUUGAAUAUAUGGUGCCAUUUUAUAUUGAUGGAUUCCAAGUUAGUAACUAUGAGAGGGAGGGGAAGAUGUAUUUCUUUUACCCACCUGGGCAUGUUUAUCGUCGAUUUGUUCUAACUUGGGAUGGUAUAUUAGAGCAUAGAGUUUGGGAUAAUGACACUAAAGCUUGGUCUAACAUAUGGGCACAACCUAGUAAAGAAUGUGAAUUUUACAAUAAGUGUGGCAAUGGUGCAAUUUGUGAAGAUGGGAAUGAUCCUAUAUGUACAUGUUUGCAAGGAUUUGUGCCAAAAUCAAUGAAAGAAUGGAGUAAUGGAGAUUGGAGUAACGGGUGUUUUAAAAGAACACCGUUAAAAUGUGAGAGGAGUAAUAGCAACAACGAAAGCUUAGAAGAGGAAGAUGGGUUUUUGAAGUUGGAGAGUUUGAAGGUGCCGGAUUCUUCUGAUUUGUAUCAGGAUGCGAAUGGUAUCAGCGGAUGCCGAAAAGAUGUAGGAAAAUAG
Messenger RNA from Asparagus officinalis (garden asparagus), 1146 nucleotides. Its product is annotated as putative G-type lectin S-receptor-like serine/threonine-protein kinase At1g61610. Bases 1 to 1146 code for a protein of 381 amino acids. The record is from RefSeq and is a predicted model, not a curated record. Lineage: Eukaryota; Viridiplantae; Streptophyta; Magnoliopsida; Asparagales; Asparagaceae. The transcript has a single exon. Gene Ontology annotation, biological process: recognition of pollen.